AUGGAUGAUCAAAAACUGUUCAAGUUCUGUUUAAGUGUGAAUGUAGUUAGGAGUGGCUUUAGAGUUUACUUCAGCUAUCAUCAAUACGAUUUCUACUCGAAGAAUCCUUUAAGUGAACAAUACAAAUUGCAACCAAAUUUAAGAUCUUUAAUCAGUUCGUACUUUGUCGAAGCUCGAACAUGGCUUUACAUUCUGAUUGCCAUUGCAGUUGUUCUUGUCGUUAUUCUACUACUUGUGCUGGUAUUUCGCAAAAGAAUUGUCAUUGCUAUUGCAUUGAUAAAAGAAGGCAGCAAAGCCGUGUCAUCAAACUUAACGACAGUAUUGUUUCCAAUUUUCCCAUGGAUUGUACAAGCUGCCGUGAUAUUAUUAUCGAUUUUAAUGUUUCUCUACCUGGCAUCGAUUGGUGAACCGCAAUAUAAAGCUUCUGUUUCAAAGAACGCGUCUCUUUGCACUUGUUCAGAUGCUUAUGCGAACCUUAAAAAUGGUGAUAUUUGUGACCCAGGAAUUUUCAAUAAAUUAUGUCAUGACACAAACAAUCGAAAUAUUCAAUGUCAUGGCUCCAUUUCAUGUCUCUACAUUGGAUUGAACCCACCACGUAUUGUUCAAUAUUUUAAGAUAAUUAAUGUUGUGGGAUUUUUCUGGUUAGUCUUCUUCAUAUCAGCUUUCGCUGAGAUGGUCUUAGCUGGAGCUUUUGCACGAUGGUAUUGGACAAUAAGGAAAGAUGAUGUGCCGUUCUUCAAUCUCACAAACUCAAUUUAUCGAACCUUCCGAUUUCAUCUUGGAACGUUGGCUUUUGGAUCUCUCAUUAUUACAAUUUGUCGAAUAAUUCGUCUUAUUUUGGAGUAUAUUGAUGGAAAGUUGAAGAAAUAUGACAAUGAAUUAACGAAAGCAAUUUUAUGUUGCUGUCGUUGCUUCUGUUGGUGUUUGGAGAACUUCUUGAAGUUCAUGAAUCGAAAUGCUUACAUUAUGUGCGCAAUUCAUGGAAAAAACUUUCUAUCAAGUGCAAAAGAUGCUUUCAAUCUCUUAAUGAGAAAUGUUUUACGUGUUAUUGCAUUGGAUAAGACGACAGACUUUCUGUUCUUCCUUUCGAAGUUAUUUAUCUCACUUGGAAUGGCUGCAGUUUGUUAUGUUUAUCUCACGAGUGAAAUAUUCCAUCAACAUUUUCCACAUGUUUUCUUACAUUAUCCAUUGGCUCAAGUAGUUUUUAUAUUCUUGGGAACAUACAUCAUUGCAACAGUGUUCUUUGGUGUCUACUCGAUGGCUGUUGAUACUUUAUUCCUUUGCUUUUUGGAAGACUGUGAACGUAAUGAUGGAUCAGCUGAUCGACCAUACUUCAUGUCCAAGCAAUUAAUGAAAAUUCUUCAUAAGAAUAAUAAAUAAGAAAAAUCAUCGCACAACUCGGCAGUGCCAUUCAAAUCAUUAAAAAGCCAAAUAAAUUUAAUUUCUUUAUAAUUUCGCCAAAAAUCAAUUUCAUAAAUGAGAAAGUCAUUAAAAUAUUUUCUGCCAAAUGCUUGUGUUAAAUAUUUGUCAGUGUUUUAUGAUACAUUAUUAUUAAUUAAAACUUUAAGAUUUGUAAGAUUGAUUAGAGUAGUUUAAAUUUUAAAUAUUUUGCAAAUUUAUUGAUGUAUUUGUAUUCUAUUCGAUAUUGCUUUAUAAAAGAAAUUUGCAAUAAAAUAUGAAUUAAUAAAUUUCUCAAUUUUAU
Clunio marinus is the source of this 1702-nucleotide messenger RNA. The record is from the annotation of a GenBank genome assembly. NCBI's taxonomy places the organism in Eukaryota, Metazoa, Arthropoda, Insecta, Diptera, Chironomidae.